Messenger RNA from Chelonoidis abingdonii (Abingdon island giant tortoise), 2780 nucleotides. RefSeq names its product glycogen phosphorylase L (gene PYGL). The record is from RefSeq and is a predicted model, not a curated record. Gene Ontology annotation, biological process: glycogen catabolic process. Gene Ontology annotation, cellular component: cytoplasm. Lineage: Eukaryota; Metazoa; Chordata; Testudines; Testudinidae. Gene Ontology annotation, molecular function: pyridoxal phosphate binding; glycogen phosphorylase activity.
CAGGUCCGCGGAGAUGUCGCGCCCACUGACCGACCAGGAGAAGAGGAAGCAGAUCAGCAUCCGCGGCAUCGUGGGGGUGGAGAAUGUGGCCGAGCUGAAGAAGGGCUUCAACCGGCACCUGCACUUCACCCUGGUCAAGGACCGCAAUGUGGCCACCCCCCGCGACUACUAUUUCGCCCUGGCGCACACCGUGCGCGAUCACCUGGUGGGCAGGUGGAUCCGCACCCAGCAGUACUACUAUGAGAAGGACCCCAAGAGAGUUUACUAUCUCUCUCUAGAAUUUUAUAUGGGCCGUACCUUACAGAACACCAUGAUAAAUCUUGGAUUGCAGAAUGCUUGUGAUGAGGCAAUUUAUCAGCUAGGGCUGGAUAUAGAAGAGCUGGAGGACAUUGAAGAGGAUGCUGGCCUUGGCAAUGGAGGUCUUGGAAGACUGGCUGCCUGCUUCCUUGACUCAAUGGCAACACUUGGGCUUGCUGCAUAUGGAUAUGGCAUCAGAUACGAAUAUGGAAUCUUCAACCAGAAGAUCCGAGAUGGCUGGCAGGUGGAAGAAGCCGACGACUGGCUUAGACACGGCAACCCCUGGGAGAAAGCCCGUCCCGAGUACAUGCUGCCUGUCCACUUUUAUGGAAGAGUGGAACACACCAAGAGUGGACUGAAGUGGGUCGAUACGCAGGUGGUCCUUGCCUUGCCCUACGAUACUCCUGUGCCUGGAUACAUGAAUAACACCGUCAACACCAUGCGGCUGUGGUCUGCUCGGGCACCGAAUGACUUCAACCUCCGAGACUUUAACGUUGGAGAUUACAUUCAAGCCGUCUUGGACAGAAAUUUGGCUGAGAACAUAUCACGUGUCCUCUAUCCGAAUGAUAACUUUUUUGAAGGCAAAGAGUUGCGACUGAAACAGGAGUACUUUGUUGUGGCUGCCACCCUCCAGGAUGUCAUCCGACGUUUCAAAGCAUCCAAAUUUGGAAGCACAGAAAGCAUUCGAACUAUAUUUGAGUCUUUUCCAGAUCAGGUAGCGAUACAGCUGAAUGACACUCAUCCUGCACUGGCCAUUCCUGAAUUGAUGAGGGUUUUUGUGGACAUUGAAAAACUGCCAUGGACUAAGGCCUGGGAUAUCACCAAGCGGACCUUUGCCUACACAAACCACACGGUGCUCCCCGAAGCACUAGAGCGCUGGCCAGUCGAUCUUGUGGAGAAGCUGCUGCCGAGACAUCUGCAAAUAAUUUACGAAAUAAACCAGAGGCAUCUGGAUAAAGUUGCAGCCCUGUUUCCUAAUGAUAUUGACCGUCUGAGAAGAAUGUCCCUGAUCGAAGAAGGAGGAGUCAAGAGAAUCAACAUGGCCCAUCUCUGCAUCAUUGGCUCGCAUGCUGUUAAUGGCGUAGCAAAGAUCCACUCUGAUAUCGUGAAGACUCAGGUAUUCAAGGACUUUGCCGAGCUGGAACCAGAGAAGUUUCAGAAUAAGACUAAUGGGAUCACCCCCAGGCGCUGGCUCUUGCUUUGUAACCCAGGACUGGCAGAGCUCAUAGCAGAGAAAAUAGGAGAGGACUAUGUGAAAGAUCUAAGUCAGCUGAUAAAGCUGCAUAAGUUUGUUAAUGACGAUAUCUUCAUUCGGGAGGUUUCCAAAGUGAAACAGGAGAAUAAAGUUAAGUUUGCCCAGUACUUGGAGAAGGAAUACAAAGUGAAGAUUAACCCUUCCUCCAUGUUUGAUGUGCAUGUGAAGAGAAUUCACGAGUACAAGCGUCAACUCAUGAACUGCCUGCACAUUAUCACCAUGUACAACCGCAUAAAGAGAAAUCCUAUGAAGCCAUUUGUGCCUAGGACAGUUAUUAUUGGAGGCAAAGCUGCUCCAGGAUACCACAUGGCUAAAAUGAUCAUCAGACUCAUAACAGCUGUGGGUCAUGUGGUGAACAAUGACCCUGUGGUUGGAAACAAGUUGAAAGUCAUCUUUCUGGAGAACUACCGAGUGUCCCUGGCUGAAAAAGUGAUUCCAGCAACCGACCUGUCUGAACAGAUUUCCACAGCAGGCACUGAAGCAUCAGGUACAGGAAACAUGAAAUUCAUGCUGAAUGGAGCCCUGACCAUUGGGACCAUGGAUGGAGCAAACGUUGAAAUGGCAGAGGAGGCUGGAGAAGAGAACUUGUUCAUCUUUGGCAUGAGGAUCCAGGAUGUUGAAGAGCUGGACAAGAAAGGGUACAAUGCUCAGGAAUACUAUGACAAGCUUCCUGAAUUGAAGCAGGCCAUUGAUCAGAUCAAGAGUGGCUUUUUCUCUCCAAAGCAACCUGACCUUUUCAAUGAAGUGACCAACAUGCUGUUCCACCAUGACAGGUUUAAAGUAUUUGCAGAUUAUGAGGCGUAUGUCAAAUGCCAAGACAAAGUCAGCCAGCUGUAUAUGAAUGCGAAAGAGUGGACCAAAAUGGUUAUUAGAAACAUAGCUGCCUCAGGAAAGUUCUCCAGUGACAGGACCAUUAAGGAAUAUGCCCGAGACAUCUGGAAUGUGGAGCCUUCAGACAUAAAGAUUCCUCCACCUAAUGAACCAAGGGAUGUGGCAGAUGACAAAAAUCCCAAUUGCACAACUCAACAGGUGAAGUUGUAGUUCUGAGAAGACUUCGCUGUGCAAGCUGUCUCUAGUACGGCUGUGGUGUAAGCAUUGUUACAUACAUACCCAUAACUGUUUAGUGGAUAUCCUUAUUGUCUUUUCUAACACCUUGAAUCACAGAAACCUGAAUGUUAGAAUACAACUGCUUGCUUUUGGUGCUGGAAUAAAAGUGCCAAUUGAAAUA